Messenger RNA from Knipowitschia caucasica, 855 nucleotides. NCBI's taxonomy places the organism in Eukaryota, Metazoa, Chordata, Actinopteri, Gobiiformes, Gobiidae. The record is from the annotation of a GenBank genome assembly.
AUGGUCGUCGUGUGGUCGUGUGUGACGGACUUCUUCACGUACGAAACGACCAAGUCCGUGGUGGUGAAGAGCUGGACCAUCGGCAUCAUCAACAGAGUGGUGCAGCUGCUGAUCAUCACAUACUUUGUCGGGUGGGUGUUCCUCCAUGAGAAAGCGUACCAAUCCAGAGACACUUCCAUCGAGUCGUCGGUUAUGACCAAAGUCAAAGGAUUCGGGAUUUACAAAGAACGUGUGAUGGACGUCGCAGACUACGUCACUCCAACACAGGGGGCGUCGGUCUUCUGCAUCAUCACCAAAAAGAUCACCACCGAAAACCAGUACCAGGGAUUCUGCCCAGAGAGUGAAGACAAAUACAGAUGUUUGAGUGACAGCUCCUGCAAAGCUGGGAAACCUGCGAGUAACGGAAUUCUGACCGGAAACUGUGUCCCGUGGGACGGAGAAAAUAAGACGUGUGAGAUCCAGGGCUGGUGUCCAGCAGAGGUCGACACUGUUGAAACAAUCCCGAUGCCACAGGUGGAAAACUUCACCAUCUUCAUCAAAAACAGCAUCCGCUUCCCGACUUUCAACUACACCAAAAAAGGGAGAAACCCUGGCAGUGGAGAGAAGGAGAGAGCUCUGACAAAGAACCAUGCAGCCACCGUAAACACCAGGACCAGGAAGGACCAGGUAGGACCAGGAAGGACCAGCGAGGUCCAGGAGUCCAUACAAAAACUAAGGUCACGUUGGUCACAGAGACUGGAGGGUGAUGUGAUUGGGAUGGUUUGUCUGUCGUGUGUCAAAGGGACAUGGGACCAGCGAGAGGUGGGACCAGGUGAAUGUACCAGAGAUGCAUGGAGAAGAAUGGAGCUUCUUUGA